AUGGACGAAGAGGACAUGCCACCCCUCCCUGAGGAUCUCUCAACUCUGCCGAUUCUCCACUCUGGCCAGGCUGUCGCGGGGAUGGUUGUGACAUGGAAACAGUGGCUUCUUUCCAGAGCCACCAACUGGCAGCCUCAGAUAUCCUCCCUCGCUGGUGUCAUCGUAAGCGUCCUCGAUGACAACGCCUUGGAAGUUCGUCUUGCGAAGCGCGACCGGAGCCUUGAUCACAACGAGAAGGUCUAUGAUGAUGACGGGAACCGUGUGUAUGACAAAUUCGAACUGCCUGGCAUGGACGAUGAGCAUGACGUUGCCGCUGAACAAGGGUACCGGACCUUGGAUUUUGCCGAUAUGAUUGAGCCACGCAUCCUCUCGCCUACGCCCGAAGUGGCCAGGACCACGUCUCCCGUCAACCAGCUGUCGAACGCCGAGCAAAAUCCUGUGCCUCGUGAUGCAAUCCGGGCCGCAGAACUCAAAUCCCCCGAUGAUAGAGUAUCUGUAACUCCCGAAGUAGUGCAAGUGGAAAGGAACGGGGUCAAUGCUGCACAGGCAGGGAUCAGCGCCCCAUAUGAUGGUGGUCAGAGUAUGGUAUCCGAGACUUCAGUUCUCCCGGCACCUAUCGUCACCUCCAUCCCAGAGGACCGCCGGCACGAAAUCAGCCUCAUGAUUGGCGAUGCUGGUUUUCGGAAGGAUGUCGACCCCACUGUCACUCACAUCACGGAUAAUGCAGGCUUGGAUCUGAAUAGCCCCUCACAGCAGCUGGAAGAAAUGGCCCACGACUCAACUUUCCUCGCGUCCGAGAUCUCGCGAGCACAGGGCCGCACCAGUCCUCAACUCCCGUCACAACUAACAUCCAACAAUUCCGACUCCCAGCCAAUCCGACUUCAACCGUUCUAUGGAUUCUCGGAUCCCACCCAAGAGCCCCCCGACGAAAGGCAGGUGGCGUACCCGACAUUAAAUAUCCCCCCUUCUGAGACAGGCAGCCUUCACAGCGGGAGGCAAGUAGAUCCCGACUUCAGUAUCGACUUGGGCCACGAUUCAUUACAUGAUCUUGACGGCCCAGCCACAAUGUCCCGUUCAACGAUAGGCCGCACAGAUGACGAGCAGAACAUACUGAGGGGAGAAGCAGAACAUGACGGCGGAAGUACUUCAGAAGCGGACCUAUCUGACUCCUCCAUCCCAUCCCUGAGCGACAUGUGGACAUCCGCCUCAACCAUCGGGUCCAAAAUUUCCAACAAACACGCCGGAAAGUUUACACUGAAACCCAAUGUUGCGCCAAACUCUGGCCCGGAGCCCGAGGUUGAAGAGGACUACGCGGAGGACAGCAUUGAUGAGACUUACGAGGAGAUCAGCAUGCCCACCGGCUCAGGCUGGGUUAGGAAGCCGCGGGCUCGCCGUGGAUUAGGGGUUGGCUGGUCUCCCGGGUUGAACCUCACAGAUACCUGA
Molecule: messenger RNA, 1443 nt
Organism: Chaetomium globosum CBS 148.51
Lineage: Eukaryota; Fungi; Ascomycota; Sordariomycetes; Sordariales; Chaetomiaceae
Exons: 3
Coding region: 1-1443 (480 amino acids)
Source: RefSeq, a predicted model, not a curated record